This is a messenger RNA of Danio rerio (zebrafish), 3326 nucleotides long. It is a transcript of the gene eif2ak1, whose product is annotated as eukaryotic translation initiation factor 2-alpha kinase 1. Gene Ontology annotation, molecular function: protein serine/threonine kinase activity; transferase activity; nucleotide binding. Lineage: Eukaryota; Metazoa; Chordata; Actinopteri; Cypriniformes; Danionidae. Gene Ontology annotation, biological process: response to stress; regulation of translational initiation. The record is from RefSeq and is marked validated.
CUUACUUCUGUGCUCCGAAACCAUACAAAACAUGGCAGGUCACUGUCGGUUUACAGUGAAUAUUAUAUUCGGCUACUUUUAGAACUAGCUCAGUGUGGUCAACUUAACAGAACUGAGGGUUUGAUUGUCGGUUUUAUUGAAUGGAAUUAACAGAUGGGCUGCACCUAAGUGUCUUGUAGCAGAACGCCAUGUUUCACAGAAAAGAGACCCUCAUGGUAGUCGAAAGUUCGAGUAACGUUAGCAGUGUAGUUUCCAAUGUUAACAGCCGUAGCCUUCAUUUACAACGGGGCCUUUCCACCCAAGAGAGAGAAUCUAACAUUAGAGGGAAAAUGUUCAGCCUGACAGAUACGGAGGACGACGUCCAAUUUGACACCUCGGAUUCAGACACUAACUGUGAGGUGUUGCUGGCCGGAAAACAGUAUCCAUCGAUUCAGGAAUUUGCAUCUGCCAUUCCCAACCAACUUCUGCUUGGAUCUCUACUUGAACACUUGUGCUUUGUUUAUGAGAGUGAUCCCACACGGUCACGCAUGCUGUUUAAAGUGAUAGGCCAGCGGUUAGCGGCUAUGAACCUCCUGUCCCCACUGGCGAUCAGUGAUGAGUUCAGCACGGUCCGAUUACAGCAUAACAGGGCAUUCACAGAGCUCCUGCACGCCACAAGCUCAUCCCUUUUCCCCCAGGAACAUAAGUACUUGAGUACAGAAGGCCAAAGCAAAAGAACCAAAGAUGGUCUUUUCCAAGCACAGACAUCCCGGUACCUUAGUGAAUUUGAAGAAAUAGCAACACUGGGUAAAGGAUCCUAUGGCAAAGUGUUUAGGGUCACAAACAAGCUUGAUGGUCAGGAAUAUGCAGUGAAAAAAAUUCUAAUCAAGAAAGUAACACGAGAUGACUGUAUGAAGGUUCUUAGAGAGGUUAAAGUGCUCUCCAGCCUUCAGCAUCCCAAUAUUGUUGGAUAUCACACUGCAUGGAUGGAACACGUUCAGCCUGCUGUGACAGUAGAUUCCAACUCUCUUGUUUCGCAAACAUUUCCAGCAUUAGAUAGACCUUCAGAACCAGAUGGGUGCACUCCAGAACACACCAACAGCAGCAAUGGAUCUUUCAUUGUUUUUGAACAUUCUGAACAGGCAGAAGUGAAAGAAAAUCGGGUUGCACUAGAGAGCAUCUCGGUAAAACCCUCAACUUCAAAAGUGGACAUGGCACAGUCUGUUUGCACUAAAAAUGUCCGCAAGCCACAGAAUUUUGUUCCAUGUGUGUUUCUGGGAAAACCCCGCUCUACGUUAAACAAAUGCCCUGCUGCUAAUUGGGACAGUUCAACACUCUCAGAGGAUGACCUCAGUCAGAACAGACUGGAAUUGAACAAACACUCUUACAUUGACAUGGACACACCCGAAUGGUCUGAAAAGCAGGAGAACAAGGUUCAGUUCCACUUAAUGCUUUACAUACAAAUGCAGCUGUGUGAACGAUCUUUGAAGGACUGGAUACAAGAGAGGAAUUCAAGGACCACGGAGGGACUCUUGAUUUCAGGAGAUCCCUGUGAUUCAGUUGACUGUGAACAGGCAUUAAAGAUUUUAAAGAAAAUACUUGAAGGAGUGGAGUACAUUCAUUCCUGUGGUAUUAUGCACAGAGACCUAAAGCCAAGAAAUAUUUUCCUUCUUGGAAAUGAGUGCCAUGUGAAGAUAGGGGAUUUUGGAUUGGCUUGCCAAAACAUUAUAAUGGACGAACAUGAGAAGUUGCCUUCCAGUUCCCAAGCAGGUGUAAACCCAGAUGCAACUCACACCAGUGGAGUGGGAACAUUUGUGUACGCUGCCCCAGAACAACUUGAGGGCUCUCGCUAUGAUUCAAAGUCAGAUAUGUACAGCAUAGGAGUGAUUGCCUUUGAGUUAUUCCAGCCAUUUGGGACCGAGAUGGAGCGUGUUCACACACUUGGAGAACUACGACAGGGCAAGAUCCCUAACACACUGUCCACAAACUGGCCAAUUUUGGCCAAGUAUAUUAAACUACUGACCUCCUCUGAUCCCUCAAUGCGACCAAGUGCACCUCAGUUACUUCAGAGUGACCUCUUCAGCACCAAUGACAUGGUGAUCCACAGUUUAAAGCGCAAGAUUGAUGAACAAGAAGAAGAAAUUGUACAGCUCAGGAGACGGAUUAGUGAGCUACAGAUCUCUCAGAAUUCAAUACACAGUCCAGAAAAGACGUAGUAAUAGAAUUUCUUUUGUACUGCCACAAGUGCUCAGUAUUUGUACAUUGUCAACUGUUGUUUGGAAAUGGCUGUAUGUGGGAGCACAGCUCUGCUUGUAUGUAUAUAAAUGAGUGACACAUUUAAUUUAAUGAAAGAUCUGUAAAGUAAAAUCCCGUGACAAUGGUGCAUUAGUCUCUGACUCUUUAAAGUUGACUAAAUAGUUACUGUAGUUUUAUUAAUGUCUAGUACAUUUACUGGAGGGUUUAGUUAUAAUAAUGAAUAUUAAUAAUACUUCAGUGUCAUAAAUAAGACUGCAAAAGCAUUUUGAGUUUAUUAGGUCACUGAAUUAUAAAAUGUACUUAAUUCUUUAAUAACAUCACACAAUUGUUACACUUUUAUUUACAAACACACUAACGUUAUUAUUUACAAAACUUUAUCUGACGAAGAAUUUGAUGGUGGAUAAUAAUUUGCCACAACCUACCGUACGAUCCACCAACACAUCCAUUCCAUUAGAUAUUAAAAUCUACGUCUGACUGCAUUAAUUCAAAUAUGUACGAAAAACUCGUCUUUGUUAAUUUAUCCACAGAAAGCUUUUAUUUGUCAUUUGUAAAGUGCUUUUAGUUUUUUUCUUUCUCUCGUCGAGUUGACAACAACAAAGACAUUCAACUGCCUUGACGGCGGCCCUUCAUUUAAGGCCACAUCCACAGCACUGGGUUGGCUGACAUUACGAAAGUACCCGGAUGUACCCGUGGGGAAACUACGUCAUUGUUCACCGCCGGACGCUCUUUGGAUUUUAGAAUGGAUGAACUCAUUUAAAUUAAUCAUAAAACAACAGGUACGUGCAUUAUUUGAUGUAAAUAUGCUAUGUGAACGCUGCAUGUGAUGUUCUCGGGAGCGCGCGUUGAGCAGCUGCGUUUAUUGCGUGGCACGAAAUUGAAAACACCGGGUUUCGCAACGAGUCUUUCGGCGGCAUUGCCUUCUCGGCCACAGCACCGGUGAAUUUUAAAUACGCGCCCCUCCUUUCUACCUGGUUUUGCUUAAUAUCGAAUUUUAGCAAAUGAAAUGUCGUGCUGUGUAUGUCUGUAAAGGGACACAACACGUAGGUUAUAUCAACACCAUCUUGAUACACAAACGGGCUUCUAGAAGUGCG